Molecule: messenger RNA, 3817 nt
Organism: Pelmatolapia mariae (spotted tilapia)
Lineage: Eukaryota; Metazoa; Chordata; Actinopteri; Cichliformes; Cichlidae
Gene: trim47
Product: tripartite motif containing 47
Exons: 8
Coding region: 49-1485 (478 amino acids)
Biological process (GO): protein ubiquitination
Cellular component (GO): cytoplasm
Molecular function (GO): ubiquitin protein ligase activity; zinc ion binding; protein binding
Source: RefSeq, a predicted model, not a curated record
CUUCACUUCCUGCAGUGGCAGUUCUCCGCUGCUGGUUGGUUUGUAAACAUGGCGACUGCUGGUACAUCUGGAGAUGACCUGAGGAAAGAGCUGACAUGUGCUAUUUGUUUGGACUUCUUCAAGGACCCCGUCAUUCUGAAAUGCGGCCAUAAUUUCUGCCGCUUUUGCAUCUGUAUGCACUGGGAUGAAAAUGGCGGAGACUAUGGGUAUCAGUGUCCUCAGUGCCGAACGGUGUUCAACAAGAGGACUUUCACUAAAAACUAUCUGGUGCAGAACUUGGUGGCCAAACUGGAUGAUCUGGAGUGCCUGGGUGCUUGUCCUGCCCCCUCCAAGCCUGUGAAAUUUGGUGAAAAGUGUGAGCAUCAUGGUGAAGAGCUGAAACUCUACUGCCAGACCGAUAAGAGGCCUAUCUGUGUUGUCUGCAGGGAAUCUAGAUCACACAGACACCAUGACGUGGCACCAGUGCCAGAAGUUGUGAAUGACAUGAAGAUGGAAUUGAAACUGAGGCUAAUGGAGCUCAACUGGCAAAAGUCUCAAUGUGUAAAAGUCGUUACGGCUGAUGAGCUCACAAAAAGUGAACUGAGGUUGAAAAAGCAGAGACUCAAGGAAAAGAUCGAAGCAGACGUCGGUGCCUUGGUCCAGUUUUUGCUGGACGAGAGGGACUCGCUGCUUGAGAGCCUGGACGCUGAGGAAGUGGCCACCAUGGCUGUUAUAGAUGACAACUUGAAGACUGUGGAAACAGAAGCAGCAGCCGUGGACAAAGCUAUAGCAGCUAUCCACAGCCAGAUCAAUGGAAAAACUAACUUUGAGAGCCUUGCUGAGACAUUUAAUGAAGUUGUACAGUGCAAGCCUUUCACCUCUUUGGAGCCGGUUAACUGUCCGACAGAAUUUACAGACUUCUCAGGGCCCUUUCAGCUCAUCAUGUGGAAAAAGAUGAUGCACGUGCUGCACACCAUGCCCCAGAACCUCACCUUGGACCCAGACACCGCUCACCCGAACCUGCUUAUCUCAGACUUUGACACUAAAGUGGAGGAGGGCCGUGUCCGCAGCCAGGAGCCAGACCUGCCUGCCCGCUUCAAUCGGUUCUGUGGCGUCCUCUCCACAGCCCAGUAUGCCAGUGGCCAGCACUACUGGGAGGUGGAUGUGAGGGACAAAGGUGUGUGGUACCUGGGAGUGACCACAGAGUGCAGCAACAGGAAGGGCUUCGUCAGCCUAACACCCUCUGCAGGAUACUGGAGCCUGUGUCUGCAGGACCGGCUGUACGCCAAUGGGGAGGACGGACGCAUUCCAGUUGCCGACUACUGGAAUUCUCCUCGCGUGGGUGUGUACCUGGACUAUGACAACGGGCGUCUUAGCUUCUAUGAUGCUGUAACAAUGAAGAGGCUGUACAUGUUUGACACCUGCUUUGAGGAGCCCGUCUACCCUUUCUUCAGCCCAGGGAAAAAUGACCCAGGCAGCAGACUGCAAAUAUGCCACUAUUACUGAGAGUUUAAACGAGUUUAAGGCUUUAUCUCAUAGAUCAGGCUGGAGUGAUAGGCUGAUGUUGACCCUUGAAGUCAUGUACUGUAUGCUUUUGAGUUGUCUUACUGGUUUUUAGAAAGUACAUUUUACAUUGAAUAAAAGGUACCAGGUGUACACAAAUUUGGUAGUUUUCAACUUGGACACACACUGUAGGCUCAUACCUCCUCCUUUGGCUGGGGGUUUGGAGAGGUGCUUUGCUAUUCAUCACUGUGUCUGCUGGGUUGCAGAUGCCUCGGAUGCUCUUGUUGUUCAGAGCAUAUUCAGAGCUGUUAUCCCGUUAGCAACAACUAUGCCAUACUACUACUACUAUAAAAGCUCACUCUUAGAAGGGUCAGUGGUGAAGCAUUGUCUGGUAUAGUUUGAAUGUCUGUCGUUAUCAUGGUAAACAUUCCCUCAUUAAUAUGAGACUGAACACUCAAUUUUGUCCAUAUUGUACUGAUUUUAGCUCACAAUUAGACUUUCAGGAAUGACUGGAAGUGGCAACAUCCAUCAGUACAAAUCAUUUUAUCACAAACCUUUUAAACACUUAAUUUUAUAUAAGAUGAUAAAAACUUAAAGUCACACGCUUGCCAUUUUUGGACUUUUCCUCUGUAUAUUGCUGAGUUACGUCUUUCUUGCAGCUUAUUUUUGAUGCUGCAAUUGUUUUGUGGUUUUUUUUGGGGGGGGGUUGUUUUUUUUUUUGUUUUUUUUUUUUUGUUUUUUUUUUCCCCUGGUGUUGAAAGCAAAUCAGUUUCAGUCAGUGUUAGAAUGCUGUCAUAGUUUUGCCUUCUAACUGCAGCUCAGCAAGCAUUAGCUGUUGCAUACACUUGCAUGCACACAUGUUUAGUUUUUGUUUUUUUUGUUUGGUUUUUUUUUUCACAGCGACAAAAUUGGGGAAACUCAUGGACUGGAAAGACUGAGCUAAAAGCUAAAGAGGAGGAAAAAACCUACACAAUACUUUUUUUUUUUUUUUUUUUUUUUUUUAAGUGGUGUGUGUGGGUUUUUGUUUUUUUGGUUGUUUUUCUUUCUUUCUUUUUUUUUUUUUUUCCCCUCCCUUUUUAAAUGGUCUCAUUUAAAACACACCAUGUGAUCACUGACAGUAUUUGAGAAUGGCAGCCCUAUUCUAUUUUUGGAGAUCUGCCAUCACAUGUUGGGACUGAAACUCUACUCUUUAACUUUGAGUAUUUGCUGGUAAAUAUUGUCUCAGAUGGUGUAUCUUAUUCAAUACAUACUUUUUAUUGUUGAAAUGUAUUGUUGAAUUUUUCUUUGGGGGAGGCUUCUAUUAAUGUGCUUGGUGUUUCCCGCAUUAGGAUUAAAAGAGGCAAAGUGUAUUGUGACUUGUAAGUCUGUCAUUCAUUUAAAACACUUUGUAUUUAGACAAUGCAGGAAAAUAAGAAUAGUAUUGCAACUUCUUCCGCAGUUUCCUUUAAACUGAACUUUAUCUUUGCUAUAAGGUUACUAAAGAUCAAAAACAAGACAAGUCUCUGCAAUCUAGUAUUUCCUGCUGCACUUGGGAUCGUUGUCUUGUUACAUGCCUCAGUUUUUGCCACGCUUUAGCUGUCAGACAGAUGGCCUUACGUUGAACUCUACAGUACUUUGGGAUAUUUGGGUUAUACUUUAGUGCCAGGUGUCCAAAUGUGGUGGGCUUUGUUUUUUGAAAACUUGUCUUGAAUGUUUUCCCGUUGCAUAUCUCUUUCAUUACAGAAUGAUACACACUUGAACUUGUUUGGAAAUGACCUAACAGACUCUCCAGACUCUUAAAACUUUUGUAUGUCUUCAAUUAGAUGCUACCUGACCCCUUAAUUCCUAUGAAAACAUUAAGUGUGUACUUAUGUUUUUCCCCAUGCUGUUCCUGCGGUUGGGUGUAAUUUUUGCUAAAUGCCAUGGUGUAAGGCCACAUUUUGUAGUUUAUCUGAGGUUUUACUUUUAAGACUUGACCUUUGAAUUUAAAAAGUGUAUUUUUGUUUACCAUGACUGUAGUUUUGAUCAGCUUUCAUUUACGCUGAGAGUUAUUACAUCCAGCUGUUAAAAAUGCUAAUAGCUUUGGUUCAUUCUACUAAAAAAACAGGCUGCUUGCCAUUUUCCCCAAUAUUUUCAUCCUUCCGUUCCCUAAUCUUGAAAUUGGGUGUGGUAUUGCUAAUUUCAUACUGCAAGAACAUUUAAGGAAGAGGUGAGAAGGCUGUUCUUAUUGUGUCCUCCUUUCUUUGAUAAUGACUCUUAUUUGUUCUUGACUCAAAAUAAUUUGGGUUUAAUGAUAGGCCAUACAAAUGACCCUUGUGUUUAGGUUGACAAUCUCAUGCAUACUUGCAGUAAUACU